Rubroshorea leprosula is the source of this 863-nucleotide messenger RNA. The record is from the annotation of a GenBank genome assembly. Lineage: Eukaryota; Viridiplantae; Streptophyta; Magnoliopsida; Malvales; Dipterocarpaceae.
GCUUUUAUGGCUCGAUGAGCUGGGCCUCCUAGUCUUAGAUGAUGAUAGGCCCAUGAAUGUUUGGUAGGCAUCGCUGCGGAAAACAAGAGAUUGAAGGCUUCUGUUGGGUGGACUGUGAAGAGAGAGUCUGAGAAAGGCGGUUGUCUAAUCGGAACGGGAACGGAUGAUGGCAUCGAUGUGCCUCUGCUUGCCGUAUGCUUCCACAACCUUAGUACUGGCUUCCGCGGCAUCUUCUUCAUCGUCACCGAGCCACAGUUGCAGAUGCUCUUUUAUCGUCCCUAAGCCGGCUUUUUCUUCCGUUUCUAGUAGUAAUUCCCGGAGGAGAAAGAUGCAGGUGGUGCGUAUGGCACCGGAAGAAGAGAAACUGACUCGACGAAAUCCUCUUGAUUUCCCUAUCGAAUGGGAGAGGCCGAAGCCUGGGCGUAGACCUGAUAUAUUUCCCCAGUUUAGUCCUAUGAAAACACCAUUACCUCCACCAAUGCCACAUGAUCCUCCAGAAGAGGAUGAAGAGUUUGGAGAAGAAGAAGAGGAAGAGAAGGAAGUGGAGGAAGAACCUGAGAAGGAAGAGUAGGAGAAUCUUGCAAAGUGGAGCAUUCAAUUGGCAGCAGGCAUGGGCCUUGAACUCAUUCAAUUUUGUUGUAUUAGUUUUAAGUAUUUUUUACAUGCUUAUAUAACAUGUUGAGAGCUAAUGAAAUGGUUAUAAUCAACCAAUUGGAGUAUUGUGUUUCAGCUUGAAUGAUUAUCUAAAUGUUUUCUUAAUCAACCAAUUGGGUUUUUCUGGCUAACAGGAAAGUUAGGCUUUAUUCCUGUUUUGGUUGCAUUUUGUGAGGGUUUCUGAAUUGAAAUAAUUUUUUUAGUUAUAG